Messenger RNA from Colletotrichum siamense, 3450 nucleotides. RefSeq names its product Zinc finger protein RME1 (gene RME1). The record is from RefSeq and is a predicted model, not a curated record. Bases 1 to 3450 code for a protein of 1149 amino acids. The transcript is spliced from 5 exons. Lineage: Eukaryota; Fungi; Ascomycota; Sordariomycetes; Glomerellales; Glomerellaceae.
AUGGCGGCCGAUCCUCACAAUCUCCCCGACCCGGCCGUCGAUACUGCCAUCCGGCAGCUUCUUGAUCAGCAAGCAGAGAUUCAAGCAAGACUUGCCGCCUUGUUGCCCGCCAAGUAUGGCCCAAAUGUCAGGCUGGAGCUUGACAUGCUCCGCCAUAAGCUACGCGUGUUGCAGACAUACUCCGAUCAUCACCAAAUUUCGAGCAGUAUACCAGUCGUCUCCGAGUUGGAAGAGGCAAGAUCUUUGCAGUAUCGAUGCGAAUGCAUUGAGACUGCUUGCUUGGAGCAGGGCCACGAUCUCUCAGACCCAAGUAUGAUGGAGGCGCUCAGGCGGUCGCUGUACGAUGAGGCACCCGCAGGCUAUGCGGCCUGGUUCGAUCGCAAUCUGGCAAAUUAUGACCCAGUCGUUCGCGGUUGGAGGAUGAGGGAUAGUUUGUCACCAUCAUCGCGAGCUCCGUCUUACAAAUGCUGGGAUGAGCGCUGCAUACAUUACAUAUACGGCUUCUACAACAAAGAGGAUCGAGAUGCCCACGCGCGAGAACACAACAUUCAUGUCCAUAGGGACUCAGGCAUGUCUGUUGGCAACACCCCGCCCAUUCCUUUUCCCGAAUACUCGACGACGAGACCUUGGGGACCCGAGGCUAGCAAACAACUACUCCCUUUACAACUGCCAAAUCCCUCAAGCGGUGCACAACUAACAUCCCUGACGACUGCGGGUCAGCCGAGAGACCGUCGCGAUACCUUACAGUCCUACUCGCUUAUCAGCGAUCCCUCAGGGCCUGGAAGAGGUUCUGUGGAUUCCGAAGUCGACCCUUUACUUCCACCUCUGAAGCGCAGCAGGGUGGGACAAUCUCGGUUGCAGUCCAUUGGUGAGCUCAGGCUACUCCAGGACUCCGGGCCUUGUUUGCGCUGCAUGGUGACGAAAGAGCCAUGCGAUUCCAGUGAGCCUUGCUACUAUUGUACCGAUCAACCAAUGAGUCCGAGCAGCGAGUUUUGGCGAGUUAUUGGCUGUCAUCGUGGGCCAUUGGAGGCCUUUUCCGACAUAAUGCUUUCAGCUCCCGUGUCACCCAGGCAAACCCAAACUCCGAUAACGUCUCCACUUGCGCAGAGGAGGAGCAUGAACGAACACCUCGAAAAUAGCUAUCGAAUACCUCCUGACAUACUCCACGCCGUAAAAGCAAAUCUGGACUUCGACGACGGCUUUUGGUGGACAGAAGAGCUUGCCAGUCUACCACUGACAAAUCCUACCCUUUCCAACUACUCUCGAGAAGCAAUUGAGCGUCCACCGCCGAUCUUGAGCGUUCUGACGGCAAGCUGGAAUGGAGGUGGAACAUCGUACAACUUUCUCCACCUCCUUAAAACCAGCGGCUUGAUUGCAGCGACAAGAGAGAUGGAAGAGGCAGCGUUCCCGGUUUUGUACCGAGCAAAACUCCUGUUGCGGGAAGUCAUUUUCUGGGAUCUCCAGCAACCCGAACCAUCCAUCCGUAUAGAAGGCGGGCCGCCUCAUCGAGCUUUGUUUGCGGACGAGAUCGACCACGACGCACACUAUCGCUUGCUCUACAACUGUAUGGCACAGUUCCUCCAAGCGUUCGAAGGUGUAACGAUGAGGAAAGGCCCUCAAGACGCAAAGACGUGGCUCGCAACUUUCAUAUCUCUAUGUAUAUUCAGCGUUGUACGAACGAUCUUCAUUGACAUGACGUCCUUUCUGCCUAGGCGUCUUGCAGUGCAAACGCCAACUACGUGGAGAGGAAGUUCCGGCGCACAAGCAAUGCACAGUGUCUACAAGCUUCUAGUUACCAUCUUUGUCGGCUCGGGGCCGAUGCUUUUGGACGAGCAAUCUUACAGCAUGGAUGAGCGCGACAGAAUGGUGGUGGAGGCCCUGUUGAUGGUUGUACGCAAAGAUCUGUGGGCGCAGCACGGAUUUUCGUCUUCCGCGGAUUUCUUGAUGCACCUUGGAGACGGCGAUACGGUAGGCACGGCCGUCUUUAAUGGAUUUCUCAGGCAAAGGAUUCCUGCAAGAGCCAGUUCUCUUGUACUGCCGCCAAUGGUUAAGCCCGGAGACGAACCAAGGCGACCGAUGCACGAUCCCCGAGCGCUAGGCGACCCCUGGAUCCCGAACCCGGCCCCACUCCCGGAAAGAGACUUAUUUGCCGGAGGAGGGCUGGAUUACAUGACAUCUCCACAGGCAAUGGACCCUUUGGGCCGUCGACAUACAGUUGGGGAGAGCCCAACAUUUCCUCGUGGACCCAUGAGGCCCUUGGAGUCACCAGUCGCAGGCGGAAGAGGACGUCCAACAUAUCAACGACCGCCACUGCGUCGAGUCUAUUGCAUCAAAUGUAACGAGUACCCGGAGGGAUUCCGCGGUGAGCAUGAGCUACGAAGACACACCGACGCGAAGCAUGCUGCCCUGGUAAAGCGCUGGGUGUGUACCGAGCCAGACAGUUACAGCUCGGCUUUGCCUCAGCCAGUGGUUCCUUUGUCGAAGUGUAAGGCUUGCGUCACGCAAAAGCGUUACGGCGCUUAUUAUAACGCGGCAGCGCAUCUUCGCAGAGCUCAUUUCAAUCCGCACAGAGGUGGAAAGGCCAGCGGUGACUGGCCGCCUAUGACCAUUUUGAAGGACUGGAUGCGAGAAGUGCGGCAAUCCGUCGACAUCCAAGACAACGACGAGUCCAGUGGAGGUGAAGAGGGGGACUACAAACCGCCGCCGGAAUACUUUACACAGGCGCCGCCCCCGCCCCCGCCAAUCCGCUCCCCGAACUUUGGCCCUGCUAUGAUAGCAGCAGCUCCGCCGUCUGUUCCGAUGCUGAUCGCACCGGCAGAGCCCAUGGUAUCCUCGCAACUGAGUAGUCCUUCAACAAAGACUCUCGACAAUCGAACGCGAUGUCCUCAUCCUGAUUGUGGAAGAGUGUUCAAGGAUCUAGCAGCACAUAUGCUUACUCAUCAGGAGGAGCGGCCGGAGAAAUGUCCGAUAGAGACUUGCGAAUAUCAUAUCAAGGGCUUCGCCCGGAAGUAUGACAAGAAUCGGCAUGCCCUAACACACUAUAAGGGCACCAUGAUAUGCCCCUUUUGUCCCGGAGUGGGUACUGCGUACGAGAAAGCGUUCAACCGAGCCGACGUGUUCAAACGACACUUGACAUCCGUCCAUAACGUGGAACAGACACCACCCAACAGUCGGAAACUAAUCAUUAGUGGAUCCGGCAAUGUUCGCGGCGAUGGCGCUCAAUGUUCCAUCUGCCAAGGCUUCUUCGGCACAGCCCAGGAAUUUUAUGAGCAUUUGGAUGAUUGCGUUCUUAACGUUAUUGUACCCUCGUCGGCCAAGACACCCCGAGACUCGUCGCUGCUUCCCUCAACAUCGUCUGGCAUGGAGGACAGAGAGAGGAUGGGCGACAGCGAUACCAUAAACGUAAAACCAAUGUCGCCUCCUGGCGAGAAGAUGGAUAUCAACCCAUAG